AUGGAGAACGGCACGUACACAGUCGGCACUGUCCAGGAAGACACGUACACAGUCGCCACAGCCCAGAAAGACACGUACACAGUCGCCACAGCCCAGACAGACACGUACACAGUCACCACAGUCCAGCUAGACACGUACACAGUCGCCACAGUCCAGCUAGACACGUACACAGUCACCACAGUCCAGCAAGACACGUACACAGUCGCCACAGCCCAGACAGACACGUACACAGUCGCCACAGUCCAGCAAGACACGUACACAGUCACCACAGUCCAGAAAGACACGUACACAGUCGCCACAGUCCAGCAAGACACGUACACAGUCACCACAGUCCAGAAAGACACGUACACAGUCGCCACAGUCCAGAAAGACACGUACACAGUCGCCACAGUCCAGCUAGACACGUACACAGUCGUCACAGCCCAGAAAGACACGUACACAGUCGCCACAGCCCAGACAGACACGUACACAGUCACCACAGUCCAGAAAGACACGUACACAGUCGCCACAGUCCAGCUAGACACGUACACAGUCGCCACAGCCCAGACAGACACGUACACAGUCGCCACAGGCCAGAAAGACACGUACACAGUCGUCACAGUCCAGCAAGACACGUACACAGUCGCCACAGCCCAGACAGACACGUACACAGUCGCCACAGUCCAGAAAGACACGUACACAGUCGCCACAGCCCAGCAAGACACGUACACAGUCGCCACAGCCCAGCAAGACACGUACACAGUCGCCACAGCCCAGACAGACACGUACACAGUCGCCACAGUCCAGAAAGACACGUACACAGUCGCCACAACCCAGCAAGACACGUACACAGUCGCCACAACCCAGCAAGACACGUACACAGUCGCCACAAUCAGCGGCCAAACUUGA
Procambarus clarkii (red swamp crayfish) is the source of this 888-nucleotide messenger RNA. Its product is annotated as mucin-22-like. Lineage: Eukaryota; Metazoa; Arthropoda; Malacostraca; Decapoda; Cambaridae. The record is from RefSeq and is a predicted model, not a curated record.